This is a messenger RNA of Paramecium tetraurelia, 1023 nucleotides long. RefSeq lists its product as uncharacterized. Gene Ontology annotation, molecular function: protein binding. The transcript has 3 exons. The record is from RefSeq and is a predicted model, not a curated record. Lineage: Eukaryota; Ciliophora; Oligohymenophorea; Peniculida; Parameciidae.
AUGGGGUCAUGUUAGAUUUGUAAUGGAUUCUAAAUAAAAGAGAUUAAAAUACAAUUAACACCAGAGAUCAUGAAAAAAGAACCAACACUGAAAUAGAUUAUAUUGAUUUAGGCUAGAUUUAGAGGAAUGUCAACAAGAAAGAGAGUCCAGAUUAAAAAAUAAAAGGAAAAUAUUAACUAGCCACAUUAAAAUUCAUUGAAUGAAGACCCAAUUUGUUAUGAAUAGGCCUAACACAUUAUAACAGACAGAUCUACUGUUGCUUAAUAAUAGGAAGAUCAUGUUGUUAUAUCGAUAGCACCAACAAUACGGAAUAGUUAGUUUCAAUUUGGAUCAACGACAGGGUUUGAUAGAUUGGUGAUGGAGGACGGGUAUUAGAAUAAAAUAAUCAUAGUUGUUACUUGGAAGGCAUGGUAUAGAAUUAUAAUUAAAAAUAAGUGGUUGGAUGGGUUCAUGAAUGGAGAAGGACUUUACAGUGCACCUGACGGAACAUACUACAGGGGAUAAUGGAAGGAUAGUUAUAUGAAUGGAUAAGGUACCUAUUUUAAUUCAACUUAAAAUAUCAGAUAUGAAGGAGAAUGGUAAUAUAAUUUAUAACAUGGUGAAGGGAUUGAAACAUAUGCAGAUAAAUCAGUCUAUAAAGGAACAUUUAAAAAUGGCUUAAAGGAUGGGCAUGGACAAUUCGUUUUUAAUGAUGGCUCUUUCUAUGAAGGACAAUUUUAAGAGGAUAAGUUUGAUGGAUUAGGAAAAUUUGUUUGGGAUUCUGGUUAAAAAGUUUAUUAUGGAGAAUGGUUCAAAGGAAAAAAAUAAGGCUUUGGUUAGUUGGAAGUCAAGGGAACAUAUACUUUUGAAGGUCAAUUCAAAAAUGGACUAAAAAAUGGUAUUGGUAAAAUAAUUUGGAGCGAUGGUAGAAAAUACAAUGGUGAAUGGUAAGAAGGAAAACAACAUGGAAUUGGUACAUUUUAAAACAGAAAUGGAGAAAUCUUCAGUGGAGUUUGGAAAUUCGGAUUAAUCCAAUCUCAUUGA